This is a messenger RNA of Oryctolagus cuniculus (rabbit), 3627 nucleotides long. RefSeq names its product phosphodiesterase 6D (gene PDE6D). Gene Ontology annotation, biological process: sensory perception of light stimulus. Gene Ontology annotation, cellular component: cytoplasm. Lineage: Eukaryota; Metazoa; Chordata; Mammalia; Lagomorpha; Leporidae. The record is from RefSeq and is a predicted model, not a curated record.
UUAGGGGCGGGCGCUCCGAGACCAGAGGGAAGGAGAAGGAUCAGGAGCGGGAGCUGAGGGGAGGGAGAGGCCGGUCCGGGUCUGGCCGCUGCCUCUGCUUGCCCGAGGUCUCCAGGCCGGGCUGCGGCUCUGUGCUCGCUUCCUGGGCACGGUCCGCGAGGCUCCGCAGGGCAGCGUGAGAGAGCCGCGGGCGGCGGCCGCCGCAACAUGUCAGCCAAGGACGAGCGGGCCAGGGAGAUCCUGAGAGGCUUCAAACUAAACUGGAUGAACCUGCGGGAUGCAGAGACAGGGAAGAUACUCUGGCAAGGAACUGAAGACCUGUCCGUCCCUGGGGUGGAACAUGAAGCCCGUGUUCCCAAGAAAAUCCUCAAGUGCAAAGCAGUGUCCCGAGAGCUGAACUUCUCUUCAGCAGAGCAAAUGGAGAAAUUCCGCCUGGAGCAGAAAGUUUACUUCAAAGGGCAGUGCCUAGAAGAAUGGUUCUUCGAAUUUGGCUUUGUGAUUCCCAACUCCACAAAUACCUGGCAGUCCCUGAUAGAGGCAGCACCCGAGUCCCAGAUGAUGCCAGCAAGCGUCCUAACGCCACAGCAGAGAGCUGGAUCAGAAGUGGAGCAGCUGGGACUAGAACCGGCGCCCAUAUGGGAUGCCAGCGCUUCUGGCCAGGGCCUGAAGGUUAACUCCUGCACCACAGCGCCAGCCCCAUGGCUCCUGGCUUUGGCCUGACCCAGCCUUGGAUGUUGGUGGGCUUUUGGGGAGUGAACCAGCAGAUGGAAGAUCGAUUGCUGUGUCACUCUGCCUUUCAAACAAAUCGAAAAAUAAAGCUUAUAUAUACCAAAUUCAUUCUAAUUUCUUCCCUUUCCUGAUUGUCAUGCUUUUGGUGUCUCUGGACUUGGGUUUCCUUUUCUGGAAUCUGCUAAAGUCCCAAUUCUGGCUUAGAGGAUACUGUUUGGGUACAGUUUCUCAGAAAAUAAAUUAUAAUCUAAUAGUAGUGCUUUCUGCUCAAAGAAAUGUCUGAAAGCAUAGUAACUGCCCACGUGCCAUCUCUCAGGAAUUGAUGUUAGUCUUCCUCUAGUGCUUCAGUGGUGGGGCCUGACAGGGAGCCCACAGAUGACUGUACUAUCGGAUCAUCUCUUUCAGGAGGCUCUUUGUGAAAGCCACAUAGAAUUUGUAAAUAGGGUGUUUUUUUUAAUAGCUUUUUCUCUAAUGGAUUUUUUUGGAGAUUUAUUUAUUUAUUUGAAAGAGUUACACAGGAGGCCAGCGCUGUGGAGCAGCGGGUUAGAGCCCAGCCUGCAGUACCAGCAUCUCAUACGGGCGCUGGUUUGAGUCCCGGCUGCUCCUCUUCCAAUCCAGCUCUCUCUGUGGCCUGGGAAAGCAGUGGAAGAUGGCCCAAGUCCCUGGGCCCCUGCACCUGUUUAAGAGACCCGGAGGAAGCUUCUGGCUUUGAAUCAGCCUAGCUAUGGCUGGGAGUGAACCAGCAGAUGUAAGAUCUCUCUCUCUCUCUGCCUUUCUGUAACUCUGAGAGAUCUUCCCUCUACUGGUUUACCCCCCAAAUUGCCACAGUGGCCAAGGCUGUGCCAGACUGAAGCCAGGAGCUUCUUCUGGGUCUCCCACGUUGGUGCAGGGCCCAAGCACUUAGGCCAUCUUCCACUGCUUUCCCAGGCACAUUACCAGGGAGUUGGAUUGGAAAUGGAGCAGCCAGGUCUCUAAUCAGCGCCAUAUGGGAUGCUAGUGUCACAGGUGGUGGCUUUACCUACUGUGCCACAAUGCCGGUCAUAGUUUGUUUGUUUUUGUUUUUGUUCGAGUGAUAGAGAUUGGCUGGCAGGCAGGCAGACUCACUCCCCAGCUGCUCACAAUGGCCAGGGUUUAAGCGAAGCCAAAGCUGGAGCUGGUAAUUCAACCCAGAUCUUCCUUAUGCGUAGCAAAGAUCCAACUGCUUGAGCCGUCACCUGACGCCUCCCAGGAUAUGCAUUAGUAGGAAGCUGGAACUGGGACCGGAGUGGGGACUUGAACCCAGCCUCUCCCACGUGGAAUCCGAGGGUCUUAACCAGCAUCUUAACUGCUAGGCUAAAUGCGUACCCUAGUAGAUUUAAUUACAGCAGAAUAUAUUUUUAUAUUCUGUCAGCCAGUCAGAUGUUGAUUACCUUAUUUACCCGUUUAACAAUUAAUUACAAGCAGAAAUGUACCUACUAGUUAUUAACUAUUCUGGAAAAGUACCGAGUAGUAUAAAAGGGCAUUUUAUUUGUGUUUAUAUUUUAUUAAUCUUCAUUAGACUUCUUCUUGGUCAGGCCUGAUUUCUUUCAGGAAAUAAAACCAGGAAGUCUGUGAUAACAUUGUUUUAAUGUCUUUAUAACUACGUAUUUACCUAUGUGUAUGCUAUGCUAUGGUUUGAAUACAUUUUUCCCCUGAAACUAAUGUGGUGGUGUUGUGAGGUAGAUUUUUUUUUUCUUUCUUUUUUUCUUAUGAUUUAUUUUAUUUGAAGGCAGAGUUAUAGAAAGAGAGAGGGAGAGACAGAGAUCUUCCAUCUGCUGGUUUACCCCCAAAAUGGCCACAACAGCCAGAGCUGGGCCAGAUGGAAGCAGGAGCCAGGAGCUUCUUCUGGGUCUCCCACACGGAUGCAGGGGCCCAAGCACUUGGACCAUCUUCUACUGCUUUCCCAGGUGCAUUAGCAAGGAGCCGAAUCAGAAAUAGAGCAGCUGGGACUCCAACAGGCACCCAUUUGGGAUGCGGGCGUCACAAGUGGUGACUUAACUGCUAUGCCACAGCACCAGCCUUGAUAAUGUCUUUAAGUCACGUCUCACUUUUCAGAGCCCCUAAAACAUGAUAGUUUGUAGAAGCCCACAAAACAGCUGCCCUUAACUCAGCUCAAGAGUGGUUUGGUGAGGUCACUGAGAAACCCCCAAGGAAAACGAAUCACAGUGCAGGUGCAUUGUUUUGGCCCCUUUCGUUGCAAGCCACAGAAACAGGCUCUGACUAUUAGUUGAAGGAGGAAGGGGACAACCUGGGACAGCUUGGAAGAUGCAGGGCAGGAAUCCAUGGCGCUUUCCUGGAGGAGCGGGCGUGGGAAGGACCCUGCUCAAGGAGAGAGUCUGACUGGCCCAGAUUGGUCCUGGGCCCACCCCUCGGGCAAGGAAGGGAGGAGCCACUCAGCUGAUACCUGGACUGGAGGAAUGGGGAGUGUCCCCCAAAUGGAGAGCAGAGUGCUGUUACCCAAAGUCAGGAGAAGAGAAGCAGACACGCCAAACCCCAGCUGUCCACUGUAGCAGGCAUGGUAGGGGGAGGCACCACGCCAGGGUCUGCAGGCUUCCGUGCGUAAUCCAGCCGGCACUGUCCGCGGAGCCGGUGUCCAAAAGUCAGGCAGUCAGAUCCUCGCGCUCCCUGCGUGCAGGGCCUGCCAGCAAGGCCUUCAGAGUACCCCCGGGACACGCGCUGGCUUGAGGGGCUAGCACCAUCACGUAAGUUAGACAUCACGUGAGGCUUCCAACCCCAUCUAGGCCAGGAUUUGGGAGUUCAGUGUCCCCAGGCUGAGGCUCUGGGUGAAUACGGGUCCAGCGCAGCCAGAGAGAGACUGGUGUGUGGGAGUGGAAUCUCGUGCCUAACGUGCUCACUCUCUCGCCCUUUUUCUCCCCCUGC